AUGAAGUUUCUGUCUCUGGUAUGCCUGGCGAGCGGCAUUACUGCCAGCGUUGUCCGCCGUGACCUGGCCACCAUCACCAGUGUCCUCACCGAUGUUGGCACCGACCUUGAUGGCUUGAACACUGCUGCCAAAAACUUCAACGGAAACCCCGAUGAGCUUCUUGAUGCAUCCAACAAGGCCGUUCAGGGUCUCAAAGAUGGCGAUGCCAAGAUCCAGCCUCUACCCGAGCUGAGCCUGAACGAUGCCCUCGGUCUCACCGGCCCUGCCAAAGAGCUGCAGACCAAGGGUGACGCUCUUCUUGCUUCCAUCAAGGGAAGCAAGGAUGCCAUUGCCAAGGCCGACCUGUGCGAAGUCACCUUGCUUCAGGUCAGCGACCUCAAGACUGCCUCUGACGCCCUCAUCAAGUCUGUCGUCUCCAAAGUCCCCGCGGCUGCACAGUCCAUUGCUCAGGGUCUCGUCGCUCCUCUUCAGCAGGCUCUUGCCGAAGCCAAGGAUCUUUUCAGCUCCGCCAACUGCCAGAACAGCGGUGGCGGCGGCGGCGGCUCGUCCAGCCAGCCGACUUCUGCUCCCACUUCGACUGAGCCGCCUGCAACCACUUCGACGGAAGCGCCUGCGACUACCACGACAGAAGCGCCUGCAACCACAACGACGGAGCCGCCUGCGACCACUUCAGCCCCGACUGUUCCUGCCACUACGCCGACUGCCACCAUUCCCAUCACCACCCCCGGCCCUGGCAACGAGACUUGCCCUGCUGCUUCCACCGUCACCGUCACUGCGACCGACACCAAGGACUGCACUCCCACUCCUACUUGCACCAAGACUCCCCCUGUCACUGUCACAACCACCAAAAAGGCUUGCCCGACCGGAUCCAAGCUGCCGUGGUAA
Molecule: messenger RNA, 885 nt
Organism: Beauveria bassiana ARSEF 2860
Lineage: Eukaryota; Fungi; Ascomycota; Sordariomycetes; Hypocreales; Cordycipitaceae
Product: cell wall protein
Exons: 1
Coding region: 1-885 (294 amino acids)
Cellular component (GO): extracellular region
Source: RefSeq, a predicted model, not a curated record